Molecule: messenger RNA, 692 nt
Organism: Nilaparvata lugens (brown planthopper)
Lineage: Eukaryota; Metazoa; Arthropoda; Insecta; Hemiptera; Delphacidae
Exons: 2
Coding region: 78-353 (91 amino acids)
Source: RefSeq, a predicted model, not a curated record
UUCAGGUGAAAAAUGCAGUCGGGAUUAUUGAAAGGUUGUGGGGUCCAGUGGAAAUUCUAGUGGACAAUGGCAACUGCAUGUAUUAUCAGGUGAUGAAGAACGGCGACGUUGCCAAGUGGUGCAAGAUGGAAGAUGUGAAUGGCAAGGGAUCGCUCAAUUGUCUGGCAGCUGUUGUUGGAGGCAUGGCUGAGAGGAAAAGUGGCCGCAUUGUCAAUAUCACAUCAGAUGCUGGCAAAGUUGUGAUGGAAAAAUUUGAUUUUUCUAGUAGUGUGGAGACUCUGAACCCAUCAGAUGUGGCUAAUGCAGUGUUAUCUGCCCUCAAGCAGCCAUUUUCAUGUUCAAUAUUGAAGUAAUCAACAGGCACCUACUCAAUAUUUCAUUUCUAUUGGCACAUUAUUCAUAACAAUACUUUAUACUAGUGAUUUCCACCAAGGAUCUAUAAAUAUUAUAAUUAUAAUUAUAUCUAAGGUGAAGUACUUUUCCUUUCACAUAUACCAAUAAGUUUUGUCAUCCGAUAAUAGUAUUGGAACUUUUCUUUGUUUCCGACUAGUUUUUCCAAUUUAUUUUUAUUGAUUGUUACAUGCGUAUAAAUAUUUGUAUUUAUUGUUUAUUUUGACAUGAUUCAAAUCACAAAUUGUUGAUUUAAGUACCGUAUUGUGUAGAAGUAGAGGUAGAAAUUGUUGAAAUACCUG